Condylostylus longicornis is the source of this 671-nucleotide messenger RNA. RefSeq names its product general odorant-binding protein 99b-like. Bases 27 to 524 code for a protein of 165 amino acids. Gene Ontology annotation, biological process: sensory perception of smell. Gene Ontology annotation, molecular function: odorant binding. NCBI's taxonomy places the organism in Eukaryota, Metazoa, Arthropoda, Insecta, Diptera, Dolichopodidae. The transcript is spliced from 2 exons. The record is from RefSeq and is a predicted model, not a curated record.
AUAUAAAAAGGAAAAAUUGAUUUCAUAUGAUGACCAUUUCAUUUUCUAGGCUCUCAUCGGAACGUGGUUUUUUUUCUUCAGAAUUCUCGUUAAUUAAUUUUCGAACUGCAUUAUUAAAAAUGAUGAAACUGUUACUUUUAGUUUGUGCUAUUUUCGCAGUUACAUCUGCAGAUUUUACUCGCAAAAAUGCAGCUGAAAUUAAAGCAGCACGUGAAGCAUGCUGGGAUGAAUUACAUUUAUCUGAUAAUUUUAGAGAAUCAAUGAAAAAAUAUGAAUAUCCUGAUGAUGCAGCUAUUCAUCAAGCUAUUAAAUGUACCGGUCUUAAAUUAGGUGUUUGGUGUGAACAUGAAGGUUACCAUAGAACUGAUUUAAUUACACAAUUCGGUGAAGAUGCUGCUCCUAUUUUUGAUAAAUGCCUUUCAAAAAGAACUGAUUAUGAUUCUGUAGAGAAGUGGGCCUGGCAUGAUUGGAAAUGUUUCGUUGAUAACGGAUUAAAAGAUCAUUAUAAGAAGGUUGAAAACUAAAUAUCUAACAAUAUUAAUAAAUUAAUGUUAAAAAUCAAAACACCAUUUUGUGCAUCUCAUUGCCAUACAAUUAAUGUUAUUUUAAAAAUUAAGAAGUUGUUAAAAAUAAAUUAUUAUUAAAGUUUAAAAAAUUUUUAGUUUUUGAAA